Messenger RNA from Grammomys surdaster, 2268 nucleotides. RefSeq names its product retinol dehydrogenase 16-like. The coding region runs from base 104 to 1057 and encodes 317 amino acids. The record is from RefSeq and is a predicted model, not a curated record. Gene Ontology annotation, molecular function: oxidoreductase activity. The transcript is spliced from 4 exons. NCBI's taxonomy places the organism in Eukaryota, Metazoa, Chordata, Mammalia, Rodentia, Muridae.
CCCACAAGGCUGGAGUCCUCCAUGCCUACGCCUGCCUGUGUGAGCAGAUGCCGGGUUCAUUUUAACUAAGAGUAUUUCUCUGUCUACUUGACUUCUCCAUGCCAUGUGGCUCUACCUGGUGGCAGUUGUGGGCUUGUGGAUGCUCCUGCGCUUAUUCAGGGAGAGGCAGGUGGUGGGCCAUCUCCAUGACAAGUAUGUCUUCAUCACUGGCUGUGACUCCGGCUUUGGGAACCUGCUGGCCAGACAGCUGGACAGGAGAGGCAUGAGGGUGCUGGCUGCAUGUCUGAUGGAGGAGGGAGCCGAGCAGCUGAGGAGCAAGACAUCUGAGAGGCUGGAGACAGUGAUCCUUGAUGUCACCAAGUCAGAGAGUAUUGUGACAGCCACUCAGUGGGUGAAGGAGCGUGUUGGGAACAGAGGACUCUGGGGCCUGGUCAACAACGCUGGCAUCUCCAUCCCCUUUGGUCCCAAUGAGUGGAUGAACAAACAGAACUUUGCAACUGUACUGGAUGUGAACCUGUUGGGCAUGAUUGAGGUGACACUGAACAUGCUGCCCUUAGUGAGGAAGGCAAGGGGCCGAGUGGUCAAUGUCGCCAGCAUCUUUGGCCGAGUGUCUUUCUUUGGUGGCGGUUACUGCAUCUCCAAGUAUGGUGUAGAGGCCUUCUCAGACUCCCUCAGGAGGGAGCUCUCCUAUUUUGGGGUGAAGGUGGCUAUUAUAGAGCCAGGCUUCUUCCUAACUGAUGUGACCAAUAGUGCCAGAUUAAGCUCAAAUAUCCAGAUGCUGUGGGACCAGACCAGCUCAGAAAUCAGGGAGACCUACGGCGAGAAAUAUCUGGCAUCCUAUCUGAAAAAGCUAAACGGAUUGGACCAGAUGUGCAACAAGGACCUGUCUUUGGUGACUGACUGCAUGGAGCACGCUCUGACUGCCUGUCACCCUCGCACCCGAUACUCAGCUGGUUGGGAUGCCAAGCUUUUCUACCUCCCCUUGAGCUACCUGCCCACCUCCCUUGUGGAUGCCUUUGUCUACUGGACUUCUCCAAAGUCUGAGAAAGCUCUCUAAAAUCUUUACUUAUGUGCAUAGUCAGGGAGAUGUAGGUAGAGUGUAAGGGAGGGAAUUUUCAGGAGAAUUAAGAGGGUCAAGAAAGGAAAGUCAUUAUGCUGGGCUCUAGGACACAUCCUUCAUCCUCCUAAUUUUCCUGUAAUACUACUUAGGACUGAUGAUGAUCAAAGAAAUAGCCAAAGAAUUCUGCCAAAGGAUUCGGAUAGAAAAGAGCUGGCUGUUGCCCAGGCUCUCAGCAUCAUGGCCUACCAUGUGGAUCCACAGGAAUGAGGAAAUUGGGACCAGCUUGUGCCAAUCACUGCCCUAUGUCCUCCUCUGAAGAAAUGCACAUGCCCUUCCUAGUUUCCACCGUUAUGUAGCAUGGAGGUGCCCCUGCUCUGAAGUCACCUGUGACCAUGGUCUGAGGUCUGAGAAGACUCACUAAUAAUGCCAUCGCUCAUGCCCUAGAGUCAGGUUGUCAGGCCCUGGGUUGGUGGUUCAGUCCCUGUUGGUGAGAAUCCAACAUGGGAUAGAAACACAAAUUUUUUAUUUAUUUUAAAAUCAUUACAUUUUUGAGGGAGUCUUCUUAUUUUUUGAGUAACUAUGAGGUGAUCUCCUGUGUUCUGCCAUUUAAAGUAAGGCUUUACCAUUUAGUGGGGUUUGGAUCACAGAGUUAAGGGGAAUGUCCUCAGAAGUGUUGACACAGGCCAAUAGGCAUUUCUUGACUGUCUCAUCCCUUCCAGCCACUGAGGUGGGAACAACUGCUCUCCACUCAAAACAUUACAACAGCACAUAAGGCUGUGCAUGCAAGUCCAUGAAUAGAAUUUACCUGUAGGCCUCAGCCUCACCACUCCUGCAGACUCACUAAAUGACCAUCGAUCCCUGCAGACUCACUAAGUGACCACGUAGACAGUAUCCUUCUCAACACUGGUCUUUCAUUUUUGGGACAAUAUAUUUGCAAAUGAGCAAGGGUCUUGAACUUGCCUUGGCCUCUGAGACCUGGGUCUUCCUACUACCAGGUUGGUGAAUCUCAAGAGUAGGCUGAGCAGGGAAAGCAUCUGUGCAAGAGACAGAGAAUCCUGGGCUCAAUAAAGACUUGCCCUUGGAAGGACUUCUAUAGAUGUCUGAUUCCUUUUUCCUCAGUAGAAAUGUGGGGGCGAAUGGGCCACAGAAGAAACUUGAAAAUAAACAGUAAUUUCUGAUUUAAUGAAAAUACAAAUUCCUCUACCAUA